GGCUGGUGGCGCUUACAGACAGGCUACGUUCCCGCCACAUUUUUAAGUUUCGUUUCCAGCGGUCACUGAGAGUUCCCCUUCCCGCGGCCUUUCUCCGAAGUCGAUUAUACUUUCUGGCAGCGAAGGAAGAACGGCAGAUAUGGAAGAUCCGCGUAGAAGGACGACGGCGCCGCGCGCUAAGAAGCCGUCUGCGAAGCGCGCCCCGACGCGGCCCAGCGGAACCGGGGCCACCGUGUCCCGCGCGGGAAGCUGCGGCCCGCAAAGAGGGGCGCGAUCGCGACGGGUGGAGCGAGACGGGGACACCACGGAGAAGCCACACACCCCAGCGCUCCGAGUGCGUCCCGGAAGGGCCGCUGAGCGCACCAAGGAUGCACAGCCCUUGGCCACGGACGCGGCUGGAGCCUCCGAGAGGCCCGCGGUCCGGGAGCCCCAGCGGCAAGUCAUCCUCGAUCCUGAGCCGCCCGCUGUGCAGGAGCCCCAGGCGCCGACUGUCGCAAGAGGACCUGUCCGCAGAAGGGGCGCACGCUCCAUCCGGCAAGGGUCCAGGAAGGAGCCAGACAAGCUAAAGAAGGUGCUGGACAAAUUGAGAUUGAAACGCAAAGAAAUCUCGGCGGCGGCCGAGACGGUGAAUAAAGUCGUGGAUCAACUGCUGCGCAGAAUGCAGAGACGGGAGUCCGAGUUCAAAGGCGUGGAGCAGCUGAACACCGGCAGCUACUAUGAACAUGUGAAGAUUUCUGCUCCUAAUGAAUUUGAUGUUAUGUUUAAACUGGAAGUCCCCAGAAUCGAGCUAGAAGAAUAUUACGAAACUGGUGCUUUCUAUCGUGUGAAGUUCAAGAGAAUUCCACGAGGAAAUCCUCUGAGUCAUUUUUUAGAAGGGGAAGUAUUAUCAGCUACCAAGGUGCUGUCAAAGUUUAGGGAAAUCAUUAAAGAAGAAGUGAAAGAGAUCAAAGAUACAGAUGUCACCGUGGAGGAGGAAAAACCAGGAAGCCCUGCUGUAACCCUUCUCAUCAGGAACCCUGAAGAAAUAUCUGUGGAUAUAAUCCUGGCUUUGGAAUCGAAAGGCAGCUGGCCUAUUAGUACCAAAGGAGGACUACCUAUUCAAGACUGGCUCGGCACAAAAGUGAGGACCAAUCUAAGACGAGAGCCGUUUUAUCUUGUACCCAAGAACGCAAAAGAUGGAAAUCAUUUUCAAGGAGAGACAUGGCGCCUCUCCUUCUCUCACACUGAAAAAUACAUUUUGAAUAAUCAUGGGAUAGGAAAAACAUGUUGUGAAUCUUCUGGAGCAAAAUGUUGCAGGAAAGAAUGUUUAAAAUUAAUGAAAUACCUUUUGGAACAGUUGAAAAGAGAGUUUCAAGAGCUAGAUGCAUUCUGUUCUUACCACGUGAAAACUGCCAUCUUUCAUAUGUGGACCAAGGACCCACAGGACAGCCAGUGGGACCCCAGGAACCUAAGCACCUGCUUUGAUAAGUUUUUGACAUUCUUCCUGGAGUGCCUCAGGACAGAGAAACUGGACCACUAUUUUAUUCCAAAGUUUAAUCUGUUUUCUCAAGAGCUAAUUGACAAAAAAAGUAAAGAAUUUCUGUCAGAGAAAAUCGAAUAUGAAAGAAACAAUGGAUUUCCAAUUUUCAACAAGCUUUGAAACUAUGUAUUUGUGUAUACAUUAUACUGUGUUUUGUGGGUGUUUAGGUCAGAGGUUGAUGCCAGCUGUCUUCUUCAGUCUUAUUCACUUUUGGGUGUGGGGUAGAAAGAGUGGUGAUUUCAAGACAUCAUUUCUCUGUAUAGUCCUGGCUGUCUUGUAACUCCCUCUGUACACCAGGCUGGUCUUAAACAAAGAGAUCUGCCUGCCUCUGCCACUGGAAUGCUGCGAUUAAAGGCGAGUGCUGCGCU
This is a messenger RNA of Rattus rattus (black rat), 1887 nucleotides long. It is a transcript of the gene Cgas, whose product is annotated as cyclic GMP-AMP synthase. Gene Ontology annotation, biological process: activation of innate immune response; cellular response to exogenous dsRNA; paracrine signaling. Gene Ontology annotation, molecular function: 2',3'-cyclic GMP-AMP synthase activity; double-stranded DNA binding; chromatin binding. Gene Ontology annotation, cellular component: site of double-strand break; cytosol; nucleus. The transcript is spliced from 5 exons. NCBI's taxonomy places the organism in Eukaryota, Metazoa, Chordata, Mammalia, Rodentia, Muridae. The coding region runs from base 140 to 1639 and encodes 499 amino acids. The record is from RefSeq and is a predicted model, not a curated record.